AUGGUCUAUAGCGAGAACGGAAACUCUAGACCGGGAAGUGGGGCAUCUAAAUCAAAUCUAGCUAGCUUACUUUUCAAGUGUACCUAAGCGUCCUGCUGACUAUUGGAUGAGGCCGAGAUGCAAAGUCAGGAUCCAUGCGAAAAUGGUCCCCCUCUUCUUCUUCCCUCUCUGCGUCUCUUCAUUCCACCACUGCGGCUUGUCUCUGCGGCCAUGUGGCAAGUGGUUCAGCGAGGAGAUGUUCAAGAUUAUGGGAUGCUGGAGGAAUUUGUCACCACGGUGACAGAGAUUGUGCCAGAGCUUUUGAGUUGCAGUCAGAGGGCCCAACUCAUCCUGGGGCUUCGAGCAAGGCUGGUUCUGGAGUUGUGUGGCACUGAGCAGACAUUAGACCUCCAGAAUAUUCAGCAACACCUGGACAGGAUCCGAUCCCUCACAUCCACUGGGGAAGCAGAGUCAGGUGAUGCAGAGGUGGAAUUAUCUGAAUCAAACUUUGUGGAGCUGGUUGAAUCUCUGCUGAAAGACCCAAGUGAAAGGGAGAACUUCUACCAGGAUGUGUUCCCUGUGGAAUUCGGGCCCAAGUAUGACACUGCAAUACAGAUGUUGAUGUUGGAAUUCCUUUCCAGACUUGAGAAGUUACUUCCCAUACCAGACCUUGAACAGACCGCCUCCUUGCUAAAUGCUGUCCCCUCUGCUCUGGAGAAAUGUGUACAGUUUGUACCUGACUUCAGACAAUUGAGGACCCUGCUCCAGUACCACAGAAAACGUGGACAUUUGGACUCCAUCGGAACUCCAUCGUCCUUUGGUGACUGCAUCCUCUCCUCUUUGUCUCUUCCUCCAUACGUGCGAGUGGUGACUGCCCCAGAUGUAGACUCAGAUACACAGUCAGAAAGCAUGAAUUUGGAGGGAAUGGAAGCAAGAGAGUUGUUGGAGAAUCGGACAAAGGAAAUUGAUGGACUAGUUCCAGCAGAUGAGGUUAGAAGAGACGUAAUUACUGAGCAGGAUUACGGUAUUGACAUGGAGACAGCCGUUGGGGAAAUUGACAAUCAAGCUGUCACUGGCUUGAAUUCACUCAGACCAUCACAUUUUCAACCAUUAAAACGAAGCAAAAGGCUGCAGAUUAAGAAAAUGUUUUCAAAACGACGGAAACCUCGGAAGACUGAUUCUUCCGGGCGUGCAAUCAAACAGCCAUCAUCCUCCAAGGGUCGCCCCUCCCCAAAGAAGUCAUGUAAAAGAGGCCCAUUCAAUAAGACAUGUGAAGUGUGUGGAAAGACUUUCACUCGAGUCACAGCCAUGAAAAGGCAUCAGCUAACCCACACUGGAGAUCUCAAGUAUAAGUGCCUCGAAUGUGAAAAAAGCUUCAGGGAUGGUCAUAAUCUGAAGAGACACCAGAGGCGAGUUUGUGAAAAGGAGCUAAAGAUGUUUGAUGAUAAAAAUGAAGAGAUCCCACAACCCUCAACUAGCAAAUCUCUGAUCACAUCACCCCUUAAGACUUCCUCUCCACCAGGGCCAUCUCAUCAAGGAACUCUGGACACUAUCACAGCCACCAACACAUGCUCUGUGUGUGGGAGGUUUUUUGCUCGUACUUCAAGCUUGGUAAGGCACAUGAGCUCCCACUCAAAAGAGCGUCCAUUUGGGUGUGUCAAUUGUGGUAAGAAAUUCAAGUAUUCAUACGAUUUGAAAAAACACCAGAGAGAAUUGUGUCAGAAAAUGACCCAGGGAGAUUUGUGUCAGGAUGUUGGUCAGAACAUGGCACAACAACAGAGUGGCCCACAACCGGACAAGGUUUUUCUUGCCACUGCAGAAAAUCGAACCCAGGUAGAUUCCAAAACCUGUUAUGUCUGUGGUAAGAUUUUGACUUGUACCUCACAGAUGGAAAGGCACUUGAAAUCUCACUCAAAAGCACGUCCCUAUAAUUGUGCUAUUUGUGAGAGAAGCUUUAAGUACAAAGAUACAUUGAAGAAACAUCAGGAAAUCCUUGGUCACGAGGGCAUCCUAGAAGACUUGGGUCAGAGUGUGGACCAGCAAGAAGUGGAAGUUAACACAGAGAGUUGCAUCAGCCCUCUCACUACCAAGGAAAACGACACUGAGCCCCUUAUCAUGGCUGUUACUUCAGUGCCGACUCUCAAAGAACCCAAACCAUGCACUGUGUGUGGGAAGAUUUUUAACCGUGCUUCAGUUAUGGCUAUUCAUAUGAGGUCCCAUUCAGAUGAGCGUCCUUAUCAAUGUGGCAAUUGUGAGCAGCGCUUUAAGUACGUGCACAAUUUGAAUCAACACCAGAGAUAUAUCUGUAAGGUGAACCGAGAAGAGUCCUCUCAGAUGGUAGACCAGCACCAAGAGGAGGAGUCUAGCGAACCACUGGCUGCUAAGGCUGAUGCUCCAGAGACCUCUACCAGUCAACUCCAACUGGUUCACUGGUGUAAAAAAUGUGGAAAGAGUUUCGAUGACAUCUGUAAUUUGAAGCAACACCAAGAAAGUUUAUGCCGAGAGGAAAAAAUAAAGGUGGUCUUCAAAUGUGAAAAAAGAAAGGUGGUCUUCAAAUGUGAUGAUUGUGGGAAGGACUUCAAAGGUUCAUCAUCCCUAAGAACACACAAGCGAAUUCACAACCCAUUCUAUUGCUCUGAUUGUGGAAGGGUACUUCCAAACUCCAUUGCCUUUGACAGACACAAGCUGAUGCAGCACAAGGAAAUCCAGUGUACCAUGUGUGAGAAGACCUUUACCCUGUUGGGGCGUCUGAGAGAUCACUAUCUGCAUCAACAUAAAUUCACAGGACCAUACGCCUGCUCUCAAUGUGAGAAAACCUUCACUCAGUUAAGAUACCUUGUUGAACAUGAGAGAGUUCACUCAGGUGAGUACCCUUACCAGUGCUCUGUUUGUCAAGCAAAGUUCAAUAAAGCAAAUUCUCUAACAAUACACAGUAGGAAGCACACAGGAGAAAAGCCAUUCCUGUGCUGGCAGUGUGGAAAGAGCUACAAGGAUCGUGGAAACCUGUCAAUGCAUAUGGGGACCCACUCAGAGGAGAGACCAUUUUCUUGUUCGCAGUGUGACAUGACUUAUCGGACAAAGAUUCAGCUGAAUACACACAUUGAACAAGUUCAUGAGGGGGUGAGAUAUACCUGUGCAGUCUGUGGAAAGCAGUUUUUGAAAGCAGUGUCAUUGAUAAGACAUGAACUUACUCACACAGGAGAAAGACCUUUUCCAUGCUCCUAUUGCACAAAAACCUUCAUCACUGCCAAUGAAAGAAGGCUGCAUGAAAGAUACCAUACCGGUGAGAGACCAUACAAAUGCCAAGACUGUGGAAAGUCCUUCGUACAGUUAUGUUUCCUGAAAUCACACCAACGACUUCACACUGGAGAGAAGCCAUUUGCAUGCAGCAUUUGUGACAAAAGUUUCAGAUUAAAUUACCAUAGGCAAAGACAUGAGCGAACCCAUACAGGAAAACAGAAGCCACAUGUGUGUGCGGAAUGUGGGUUAGCUUUCGCUCAAAGAAAGCGCCUGACUGAACAUCAAUGCACUCACUCCUUGAAUUAAAAUUGAAGGUUUUUUUGGAACUCUGAUGUCCCUUUGUAUUGUUGUUCAUUUUAAGACAGUACAGCAGGGAAAGUAGUGAGGGAGACAGAAUGUAGGGAGACAGACAGAAGGGCAGAGAAGGGGCUUGAACCCUUGUCCCCAGGCAGGUAAAUGUGGACCGGAGUCAAAAGCAUUACCACUCUGUUAGACUCUGGCAUUUUAGUUAUUGUUGUUUACUAUAUAUAACAACUACUGGUUUAACACCUCUGGUUUUAAUUAGUACCUUCUCUUUUUUCCAGCUUUUUUUCAUCAUUCAGUGGAUAAUUUCAAUAGCUCAUUUGUAGUAUGUACAGUAAAGGCUGAAACAUGUCAACUGUUAUUCUCAAAUAACCACUACAUUGCAUUUUCUGAUAAUAGCAAUAAUAAAGGAGAAAGACAUGAAAAUAUCUGUCUGAUUUAAAAACAUGGG
This is a messenger RNA of Coregonus clupeaformis (lake whitefish), 3973 nucleotides long. RefSeq names its product zinc finger protein 420. The record is from RefSeq and is a predicted model, not a curated record. Bases 118 to 3525 code for a protein of 1135 amino acids. Gene Ontology annotation, biological process: regulation of cytokine production; negative regulation of transcription by RNA polymerase II; regulation of immune system process. Lineage: Eukaryota; Metazoa; Chordata; Actinopteri; Salmoniformes; Salmonidae. The transcript has 7 exons.